AUGUCUGUUCCGGUCAAGAAGCAAAAAUCCGAAGAAUCUUACCUCAAAGAAGUUGUCAGUCUCAGCUUCAAUAUCACCCACCUAUGGACAAUCGCGUUCUCCUCGCCUGAGGCUGUCCUGCCCGACCGAGCGUUUCCAUGGUUUAACGAGAAUGUCGCCCAACUUCUCAGACAGUCCCACUCUUAA
Molecule: messenger RNA, 186 nt
Organism: Penicillium odoratum
Lineage: Eukaryota; Fungi; Ascomycota; Eurotiomycetes; Eurotiales; Aspergillaceae
Exons: 1
Coding region: 1-186 (61 amino acids)
Source: RefSeq, a predicted model, not a curated record